This is a messenger RNA of Biomphalaria glabrata, 8978 nucleotides long. Its product is annotated as paired box protein Pax-5-like. The record is from RefSeq and is a predicted model, not a curated record. Gene Ontology annotation, molecular function: RNA polymerase II cis-regulatory region sequence-specific DNA binding; DNA-binding transcription factor activity, RNA polymerase II-specific. Gene Ontology annotation, biological process: regulation of transcription by RNA polymerase II; anatomical structure development. Lineage: Eukaryota; Metazoa; Mollusca; Gastropoda; Planorbidae. The transcript has 12 exons. The coding region runs from base 1212 to 3533 and encodes 773 amino acids.
AUAAGGACAGUUUUUCAGAAAUUACUUGACGUACUGGAAAAAAAAAAGGGGGCCAAUCUUAUUCUCAAACUGUUUACUUUUUACUUAUUCACUGUUUUAUUUGACCUUUGUUUUCAGAAUUUGGCUUUAUGCCUAUUGUGUCUAAAUGACAGCCAUAGUUGUUUUCUACAUAAUGACAAAGAAAUUUCUAGAAAUAUAUAAACUUUUCGAAAAAUGCAUAUGAUUCACUUUAAAUGUCAAUUACAGAACAGCCAAAGAUAUGCAGGAUCCGCUAGAAAUAUACAAAUCUUCUAAGAAACAAAACCUGUUGAUAAAAUAUAGUGGCUGGCCCAAAAUGAGAAUAUUGUUGUGUUCACAGCAGACGAGAAGUGGGCGGAGCUACGAGAACACUGGUGUCAAGGAGUGGAAAAAAAGUUCGACGCGGUGACGAGUCUCGAUUUGAAACCGAGUGUCCCCUUAAAAUAGCAAGGAGUGGAACUUGUAACACACCUAUCGUGUGUUAAUCUCUUUUCUGUAUGUUCCUUUUCAGUUACUGGACUGUGCAUUUUUUUUUUAAAUUUCUUGGCCAUAUUACUUAUGAUCAGUAAAUCGAAUCUGAUCUCGUGACGGAACAUAAGCGAGUGUCGCUAAAAAAAAAAAAAAACGAGCGGCCCCGUAUGUGUUCACAGGACGGCACAGGUAACUACUCGUUGAGGCUUAGCGAGGUACCUGCACCUGAAAGCAACAACGUGUGACGAGGGGGGGGAAAAGCUACAGUGGGUCGAGGGGCACUGCUCGUCUGCUUAAUCCAAAAGCUUCUUGUAAGGAUCAGUGACUUCUGUCUAACGAAUCGGAAAAAGAGAUAUGUCAACAGUUGAAAGCAGGUCAAUACUACAAGCACACGCGUGACACACUUCUGUUUCAAGUUUGUUAUUUUCGAUUUCGUCAUAGUAAGCUGCCUAUUCGAUGACUUUAUAAUUAUUGUUGAUAUUAUUUGGAUUAUUUUCUUGAUAAAGAUCUGUGAGUAACAAAUUCAGCGUGUGCCUUUAUUCAUUUUAAUUAAUAUUAUUAAUUUGACGUCAAAGAUAUCGUGUCCUUUUUUCCCCCCAUUAGCUUCUCGUUAACAAUGGCGCGUAAUUAAGUGUAAGAAUUUGAUCAGGAUUAACCGCAAACCGGAUCAACAGGUGUGUGUAUUUAUGCUUUUCGUCCUUCGGCUCGUGUUUUGAUAAGAAAUGAGAAAGCAGGCUGGUAAGCAGGGCAAAUCCAUGUCUUCGUCGAGGCACAAUGCCACGGGGAAUCACGAUAGCGAUGUCCAGAACAUGGGCGAGUCAGACCCCGACGGCGACAAUAACAAUGUCCCACCGGGCGUGAAGAUGGAGACGGCGAUGAGCCUGGAGUUUGCUCACUCUCGCGGUGCCAAGCCCGGCAUUCUUCACCUGGAUACCAUUGAUCUCGUUAAGAAAGAAUAUAUGGAGCAACUGCAGAGGCAGCGCAUGGCGUACGAGGAGGCUGGGCGCCAAGAGGAAUACGACAACGGCCUCCACCUCAGGUCCGCAUCUACGCCCGACGCCGACCAUAACCGCUCGCCCCCAGGCUCGGCUCAGCAGUACAACCUGUACUCCGACCACACGCAAAUCCAGCACGCUCCCAACGACGGCUACCAAGAGUCCUCCCCCGUCACCAUGCUGACCAAUGCCAGCUACAUUCUCUCCCAUCUUCAUGCGGCCGGAGUUUCGCCCGGGGCGUACAUGCCAAACGACCCCCGCGACGACCACGGUCAUCUUGGUGAGGACCUGUCUGCUCACCCUCGGAUAUCUAGUGGCAGCCAUUACGAGCACCAGUUAGCCCAUCAGUUAGUGGAACUGUCGUCCAGUCAGACCCUGACUUUACUAUCCAAUGUCAGUCCCAUGAAAGUUUCAGAUAAAGAAAAUGGCGCCCCGAACUACUCACCCCAGGGAGUGCACCAGUUCCAACAUAACAUGAGACAGAGCCACAACACCAACAACAACAACAACAACAAUAGCCCCAGCACCACCAACAACAACCUUCACAACGGCAACCACCGCCGACAGGAGAAGCUUGAGCAGAUGGAGAGCAUUCUUGAUGACGAUCAAAACAAAGGUCACGGAGGAGUGAAUCAGUUAGGUGGAGUCUUUGUGAAUGGCCGUCCUCUGCCCGACAUUGUACGCUCCAAGAUUGUGGAGCUAGCACACGCCGGAAUACGUCCCUGUGAUAUCUCGCGCCAGCUGAGGGUCAGCCAUGGAUGCGUGAGCAAGAUUCUAGGAAGAUAUUAUGAAACAGGUUCCAUUAAGCCAGGUGUGAUAGGCGGCUCCAAACCGAAGGUGGCGACGCCCAUGGUGGUCAAGGCCAUCACAAAGUACAAAGAGGAGAACCCCACAAUGUUCGCCUGGGAGAUCCGAGACAAACUGUUGAGUGACAACGUCUGCUCCAGUGACAAUGUCCCGAGUGUCAGUUCCAUAAAUAGGAUAGUCAGGAACAAAGCCAAUGACCGCGCCAAGUCAGCGAGCCCGCACGGCAACGAGGGAAGUCCUUCCUGCAUCGGAAGCGACAACAGCAACAUGGGCGGCCACCCGUCCUCCUCUCCGGGCAACGACGGGGCCCAGCGGGGAUCUUCGGCCCCCAACGGCGGCGGCGUCCCAGCUGGUGGCUUCAACAUCAGCAACAUCAUGAGUCCCGGAACAAACACCACCGGCAGCCAGAAGCGGAAAGUCGAUCCCGACACAGUGUCCAGGGAGCACGAUAUGACACCAGAACAUCGCGAACUCGCGAUGCGCUGGCUCGAUCGACCGCCCCCUAAAAUAUCACGCCAGAAUGACGACCUCGACGGCCACCAAGAUGACCAGCUUCAUUACCUGCCCAGCGGCUACCACCCACACCCCGGCGCCCCCAUGUUCCCGGGCAACGGCGGCUUGUCGGGUGGAGACAUCUCUAUCAAGCAGGAGUACCACCUCUCCCCGCCCCGAACUAACGGUGACCAUCUCGGCGGAAGUGGGGCAGCGGCGUACCCCAUGGCCAUCCUUAAAACUCAUCACGGAGGGGGCUCCCCACUCCCCAACUCCUCACCGCACGCGGGGAGCGGGAGACUGGACGCCCCAAACACUCCCCCGCAUCUCAGCAAAGAGGUCAACGGCAGCUCCUCCCCGAACUCCGGCGGGGAGCCAGAGACCGAAUUCAUAGAGCUGACUCCCGUCCCGUCGGCCUCUGGAGGUCACUGUUACCCGACCUUGCCCUCAAUUGGUCAGUUUUCAACGCCCCCCGUGUCCUACGGAGGCAACCCGUCAGCUUACACACAACCCAACCUGAACACGACAGUCCCGCUGGUCUUACCCCAUCAGCACGUGUACAGCCCACCUGUCGAUUACGCCUACACCCCAACGGCUCCCUACUCUCAGUAUCCUGGGACGCCCUACAGUGACCCCAACUCUUGGAACAUCAGAACACACCCGAAUCUUAUAAACUCCCCGUACUACUACACUACUGGCAGCAUGCGCACUGACCCCGCAUCGUCUUCCGCCUCCCCCACCAAAACAUAAUGACGUGGGCUGGUGACGUCACCCCAAAGCCAAAAAGAAAAUUGAAAUAAACAUGACGUCACCUUCACUCCAAAUUAAAAAAAUAUCAAGAAAAAAAAAACUUUCAAAGCUUUUCAAAAGAACCAGAAAGAGGAAAGAAGAAGAAAAAAUGGACAGAGGAAAAGAAAAUUGACUUUGAUUGUUUCAGCCCAUUAGAAGAGUUACACCAUGUCAAUUAGACGCUCCGCGCGGUCUGAAGCGGGACUAUUUCUGUUGGCAAGAGGACUCACGUACAUGUAUUUCAACUGCUAUCCUGCUAUAUGAAUAUUUUUAUAUAUUUUUCCUUAUCUUGUGUUUACGGACGAUGAGUUUAGUCUGGGCCAUAUCCUAAAUAUCACCCCCCCAUCUCCGUACACCUUCCUUUUGACGUCGCCCACGAAUGAUGACUUGCUCACCCCCUUUUGGGGUCACAACAUGAACUCGUCCAGAAGUCUCCUCUUCGCAUAUUGGAUUCAGAGGAAAAGCGGACAUUUUGUCUUUGAGAUAUAUUGCUUUGUAUUCCACUAUAAAUAUUUAUAUUCUAUUUAGUUUAUUAUAUGGAAUUCGAUAAAGAGAUUACAUGUAUCAUAGAUUUAUUAUACAUAUCUAUAAAUAUAUAAAUAUUAUAUAUCGCUGUAUUUCACUGCAAACAUCUGGAUCGCCAGAUCUCCAUUCUGUAAAAAAAAAAAUUAUUUGUUUUCAUCACCCACGUCUCAGUGUAAGGGCACAAAAAUGCCUGCAUCAUAAUUGACACAUGUAUUGGUUCAGACCUACUCCCUGUAGUAGACGUGUGUAUAAUAGUGGUGAAUCCUUUUUGACAUGUCUUUAUUGGACUAUUGUGUGUGACUUUGUUUCCAUUCUACGCUCGUUCAAUAUUGCAUUCUUCUUCUUCAAUUUAUUUGUUUAAAUCCUACUUGAUCCCAGCCAAACCAAGAAAUGUAUUGAACUUAAACAGUAAAUCCUAAACAUUUUUUUUUUUUGUAUUUGUUUCGUUUUACUUCUUAUAUAAUAGUUUUGUACGCCAUUGAGAUUAAUUUUUGGCCUGGUCAUUCAUCACAAUAUGUUGUCACGUGAUGUAAUCAAAUGUAAAUAUGAACAAGGUCAUGUGACACACUGUGAUCCAGGUUUUAUCUCCACUGCAUAAUUCAGGCUUGAGAAAUAUUACAUAGGUGAGUUCUACCAGAUCUGACCUUUGACUUAUUUUGGAAUGCUCAAAAUGAUCUAUACACAUCUAUAUUACUAAAAACAUAAUUCGAUUUUUAUUUUAUUCCAUUUUUUUUUUUUUACUUUUUUUUGAAAUGAAUGCUCAAUUUAAAACUGUAUUGUACAUAUUCUUGUGUUAUCAGUUCAGUCAGUGUUCUCAAGUUGGCUUAUCCUGUUUAUGUUUCCAAUUCAACAGUGGAAUGAGUGUUUCUAGAUUCUUGAUUUUGAAAUCCAAAUUAAGGUAAAAAAAAAAGGGGGGGGGGAAUAAUAUAUUUUACAAGUUUAUCUUGUCAUCCAAUUGACUGAUAUAGUGGUAUCUAUUAGGGCCACAUGAAGGCCGUAGAAAAAAUAGACAGCUGAAUAGAUGCAGGGAUGAAGAUUUUAUUUGAUUUACACAAGCAUUGAGUGAACAUGACAUUGAGUAAAACUUUGGGGGGGGGGGGGGAGAGAAGUGUUCUUAUAAAGUGAAAUAAAUAUUUGACUUUAAAUGUUGAACAAUUAAAGAAAGAAUCUUAUAACAUAAUAAACUUUUGUGUGCCCCUAAUUUCUAAUGAUUCGCCCCCCCCCCCCCGUCCCUCAAGUAGAUUGUUAGACUUAAGUAUGUUUUGGAGUUUCUAUGAUAUUAUUUUGAAUUGAUUGGUCCUCGUGGACCCCAGUACCCAUUAAACAAGUUUACUUCUAAAAAACAAACCCAGAAUGCUUAAGGUCUAUGUUUUCUUUAUAUUCAUUAUUACAUUGAAUACUUUCUUGUAUCUGUGUGUACAUAUAUGAUUAAGAAUCUAUAACUAAAGAACUGAGCUCCUGACGUGAAGGUAUAGCUGAUCAACUUACUCAAAGAGUAUUGAGGUCCACACAAGCCUGUGUAUGUGUGUUAAUAGGUAACUGUGAGGCUAUAUAAGUGAUGUAUCAAUGACAUUUGACAUCAUUGUAUCAUAGACAUUUGACAUUAUCGUUGUUAAAUAUUUACAUGGAUUUAAUGGCGGUUUUUUAUUUUAUUGAAAGAUAUUUGUGUGUGUUUGUAGUCCACUGACUGGUCUAAUUAUAUAAAGAUAUUUAGAAUUCCUUGACUAGUACCUAGAGACCGGUACUUUGCCUGUGGUCACUGCUGGUCAACGUAUCUAAUGAUUUGUUGGAUUUUUUUUAAUCUUAAAAAAAUAAAAAGCAUUUGCCAAGAUUUUGCCAAUUAGUGUGUCCUCCUUAUCUCCGAUUUCCCCAAUCGCCCCCCCCCUUUUUUUUUCAACGCAUUAUUCUUGUGUGUGUGUGUGAAUCAUUCUGUAUGUGUGAGUUUGAAUUUGGGCAUAUAUUUUGUCUUAGGGCAGUGUGCUCCUCUAACCUACGCCCUCUGGAAACUUCUGUUCUACAGUGCAUGUGAAUGCCGCAGAAGUUAUCUUUCUCUCAGACUAAAAGUUAUUCUUUUUAUUGUAAGUAAUGAUAUGAGCCAUGGCGCUUGUGUUUACAAAAAAUGUAGAUUAUCCUCAGAUCUUAAAAGGCUGGUCUCAGUGGAGUUACAAGAAUCACUUGAGGAGAAUCACUUUGGUUGUUUAAAAAUCUGUGGAUACAAUAGUUUGCUUCCCCUUGAAUCCGGCUCCAUUUAGUGUAAAACAAAUUGAAUAACUUCUCUUGUAAUGUAAUAUUUAGUUCAAAUGUUUUAAUAAUCUCCCUUAAUUGGCGCGCGGAGCUAGUGUGCUGAUUCAAAAUUUACUUUUCAAAAUUUACAUAAUUAUUGACUUUUUUUUUUAAUAUUAUUUUUCUGAUGGUAUAAAGUAGUAUUUUAAAAACAGAAACCUGAUCGUCUGCCCAUUUUGUUGAGUGAUUGAUGUUUGUGUGAAGAAUGUUUGUUAAGAUUGAGUUCAAUCUGAAGUGUGUUUGUUGCUUUGUCUUUAUACUUUCUAGAAGUGUUCAUGUCUUUCGAUCACAACAUAAAGGGAGGAGACAUUUUCCCGCCAUAUUGCUUGUCCCAACUUGCCACGUCUGCUGUCUUCACUCAAUUUGCCAGUGAAAACUUUUUAAAAAUGUCAUCUUUGGAGAUUAUUCUAAGCCGCAAGGAGACCAGACAGGGGAAAUGGCGGACUAUUUCUCGUCCUAGCGUUUUGUUUUGAAUGUGAAAUCCAGUUGCAAAUGUAUAGUUCAGUGAUUCCCUGUCACGUAACCACUGAGCGGUGUCCUCGUUGUGACGUCAUGUUCACAUCUUUCAGAGAUUGCCAAUUUGGUCUCUUUUUUUUUUUUUACACAACUGCUCCACAGAAAAACUUCUUGCCAAUAACUCUGUUGUAUUUUUAAAACAUUAUAUGUAUAGAUUGCUUUGUAUUCCAUUAUAUUAUAAUCUAUAUUAUGUGUGUGUGCGUGUGCGUGUAUGGCUGUAGCUUUGGAUUAUCAGAUAUAUGAACUGGCUUUGUCAAAGAGAACUGUUAAAUUGUAUUUUUUUUUCAGCUUUUUCAUUCAAAGUGAUGAACCUUACAUGUCAAUGGAAUCCAGUAUAAUAUAUUCAAAGUAAUUUUUUUUUUUACUUAUUUUGUAACAAACUUGAUAUAAAUGUUGAUCUGCAUGGGAUUACAUUUUUAAAAAAAUGUGAAUUAAACUACAGAAAGUAGAAUGUACAUCUCUAAGCAAUUUAUGUUUAACUUUCUAAAUACAAAAUGUGUUGACCUAGUUUACCAGUAGGCCUACACAAUUAGUGUAUUUUUGCUGACCUACUUUACAAGUACACAGUGUUGUUUUGUUGACCUACUUUACCACUAUACGAUUUCUGUUUUGUUUUGCUGACCUACUUUACCAGUACACAUCUAGUGUUUUUUUUUGUUGCUAAUCGGAAAAGUUUUUCAUUUGCUAUAAAAUGUGUCGUUCAAGAUGAAAUCCUGAUGUUUUGUUGUUUUGUUUUUUUUGUUUUGGGGGAGAACUUCAGUAAAAUUGAGUUUUUUUUUUUGUUUUUUUUUUUUGUUUUAUUUCGUUCUCAAUCUUUCAAAUCUAUCGAACUAGACGUGUCACUAUUUCUACUGUUUAGAAUUCGAGCUGGAACGAACAAAACUAGAAAGAAACAUUUCUACCUGAGGCUAAGAACAAAACUAGAAAGAAACAUUUCUACCUGAGGCUAAGAACAAAACUAGAAAGAAAGAUUUCUACCUGAGGCUAAGAACAAAACUAGAAAGAAAAUUUCUACCUGAGGCUAAGAACAAAACUAGAAAGAAACAUUUCUACCUGAGGCUAAGAACAAAACUAGAAAGAAAGAUUUCUACCUGAGGCUAAGAACAAAACUAGAAAGAAACAUUUCUACCUGAGGCUAAGAACAAAACUAGAAAGAAAGAUUUCUACCUGGGGCUAAGAACAAAACUAGAAAGAAACAUUUUCUACCUGGGGCUAAGAACAAAACUAGAAAGAAACAUUUUCUACCUGGGGCUAAGAACAAAAUACUUGUAUCAUUGUUGAGUACAACUUGAACUCAUUUAGGUCAUUUAUUUUUCCUUUUGUAAUUGUAGAAACGUACAGGUUUUAAUGUUGAUGUUUGUGUACAUGUGAAUGUUGAUUAACGAGCAUACUAUGAAGGCAUGUGUACAAGCAAGAUAUGGCGUUCAAUAAGUGUACUUCAUAUGACGGACAAGCUGUAACUAGAUGAACUAGAAAAAGAAAUGAGUACAAUUUAAAGGCAUUUUAAGUGUAUUUAAUUUUUUAUUUUUUUUUUGUUAUAGAAAGUUGUAAACAUAUCUAAUUAAAACAAUUAGACAAAUUAUACUUUAAAUGACUGGGGAAAAAUAAAUCUAAUAAUACCAAUACAUUGAAUAUUGAGGAAUUAGUUGGAUGUACAUUGAGUCUAUUAAGAAAACUGAUAUGCGAUCUAGGAAGUAAACUCCGCCUACAGUGGUAUCAAAGUAUUCACUUGGUUUUUAAAUUUAACUUCAACAAAAAUUUGUUAAUGGAGACACGUUUUUUUUUUUUGUUUCAUUUAUUUUGUGAUCGUUUUUAGUUGACCACUUUUGUUUCGAAAUCAGAUUUGUUUGUGUGUGUGUGCGUGUGUUGUUAGUGUCACUGUAAAGACAACGCAGUGUCUGUCUUUAUGUCUGUUUUCUUAAGCUGAUAAAGGUGUCCCAUUCACAUGAGUGUGUGUGUGUGUGUGUGUGUGCUAAUGCUGUUAGUGUGAAGUGUAGAACAAAGGUCAUAAAUCCAAUGUGAUGGUGGCUGAGGCAGUUUAUAGCGAUGUGUUAUGAUUUUGAAUAAAUGUUAUUGACAGUC